Molecule: messenger RNA, 4584 nt
Organism: Triplophysa rosa
Lineage: Eukaryota; Metazoa; Chordata; Actinopteri; Cypriniformes; Nemacheilidae
Gene: pcf11
Product: PCF11 cleavage and polyadenylation factor subunit
Exons: 16
Coding region: 208-4506 (1432 amino acids)
Biological process (GO): termination of RNA polymerase II transcription
Cellular component (GO): mRNA cleavage factor complex; cytoplasm
Molecular function (GO): mRNA binding; ubiquitin binding; RNA polymerase II complex binding
Source: RefSeq, a predicted model, not a curated record
UAGUAUCUGUUGAAACACGACGGACAUUUUGCUGCGCUGAACACGAGCAGAAUAUUUUAUGAUAGAGAGGAAACGACAAGAGGAGGUACACCGCGGCUCACAGAUGAAACGAAGAGGAAAUACAAAUGUUUAAGUGGACUGUAACAGCGAUUGUUUGUAUAAUCAUUUAAAUUGUGUGGCGGCAGCCUUACACCUAACGGCUCAAAGAUGUCGGACGAAAACGCGAGGGAGGAUGCCUGUCGCGAGUAUCAGUCCUCGCUCGAAGAUCUGACUUUCAACAGCAAACCGCACAUCAACAUGCUCACCAUUCUAGCAGAAGAGAACAUCCAGUUCACCAAGGAUAUCGUCGCAAUAAUUGAAGCACAAAUUGCCAAGGCACCUCCUGUUGAGAAGCUCCCAGUUUUGUACUUAGUGGAUUCCAUAGUGAAGAAUGUUGGAGGCGCGUACCUUGAAGUGUUUGCUAAGAACCUAGUCAAUUCCUUUAUUUGUGUAUUUGAGAAGGUGGAUGAGGGCACUAGAAAAAGUCUCUUCAAAUUGCGUUCCACAUGGGAAGAGAUUUUCCCUUUGAAGAAGUUGUUUGCACUAGAUGUGCGUGUGAACUCUGUAGAUCCUGCCUGGCCUAUUAAACCGUUACCCCCAAAUGUGAAUGCCAGCAUUCAUGUCAACCCAAAAUUCUUAAAGCCGACUGAAAAAGUUUCUCCAAAACCCUCAAUACCACAACUUCCGGUUCAGAAUUUGACACAAGAGCAGCUGAUAAGGCAACAGUUACUUGCCAAGCAAAAGCAGUUGUUAGAACUUCAGCAAAAGAAGAUAGAGCUUGAACUUGAGCAAACAAAAGCCCAGUUGGCUGCAAGUCCUGCUGUUGCAGCAAGCCACCAUGCUGUUGCCCCAGUACCGAUGGUCACUCAAACAGUUCCUACACCCCAGACCAAAUCUUGGCUUCCAGCACCAUCAGAGAAGUUGGCCACCAGAGAUCCUAGAUUAAACAGAACUGGUGGAGGUACAAAGGAACAAGUGACACAAAAGAAGGAAAGUCUGGUUACACCAAGUUUUCUGAAUACAUCUGAAAAAAGAGGACAAGUGGUAACUGAAAGACAGAACAGGUUGGACAGGAUGAGGAUACCGAAAAAGGAUAACUCUGCCAAUGAGGACAAGGCUAAAUCAAAGUCUGCGUCACCAAUUGGGAAAGGUAACCUUGCCAAACACAGGGAAAUUGAGUCUCAACAUGCAAAGGCUGCUGAAAUGCAUAAAAAGGACCCAAGGCUACAUAAGCAGAUAAACGACAAGACCGACUCAAAAGAGGAGGAUGUCAGAGAGAAGAAAAGAAGUUCGGAAAAGAAAGACAGGGAUGAAGCCCUCAAAAGCAUGGAUCAUCAGAAAUCCAGAGGCAAGCUUCCCAACGGCUCUUUAAAUAAGCACGAAAGACUCGAGACUUUUAUAAAACAAGAAAUUAAAGCUAAAGCGAAUUUUAGAAAAAGGUCCCGGUCAAGGUCGCGUUCACCACCGACACAUUCUCCCAAAAGAAAAGAGAGACGAUCAUCUCCAAAGAGAAAAACGAGGAGCAUUUCUCCACCCUCCAAGUCUGUAAAGCCGAGGCAGUUAAGCAAGCAUGCACACGAUGAGUCUUUUCCACAAACAAGUGUAAGAGAUGAACGAAGUACUGCUAAGAAAAGUGUCUCAGAAACAAGACGAUCCAAACGGCCUCUUGAGGAAAGAGCUGCUGAUCAUAAGGAUGGCUCGCAGCAGAGAAUUUCUGAUCACAAAGAUCCAAAAGACGGCAAGCGGUGGAGGAGCGGAUGGGAGGAAAAUAAACAUCCUAAGCAGUCAGAGCAAGAUCAUGGAAGACUGGGCGCACAAAGACACAAGACGUGGAUCACUAAUCAAAGACCCACCACACCUCGUAUACCUAAACAACAUCGCUUGAGUGUUGACAGCAACCUGUUAAUACCAGAAGCACUCAAUUCUGCAAGCAAGCGAGAUCUUUUGAGAAAGGCAAGCAAAAGGCAUGCUGAAGGUGAAAUAUCCAAUGAGGAAUUCCUUGAUGUAGCCCAUCAAAUAAAUAAACUUUUUCAGUAUCAAGAGGAAAGGCAGCGCUCUGACUCUUGGGAUGACUCAUGUGACGAAGGCGCGUACCCAUCGAACAAGAAACCGCAAUCCAUUACUGAGGCCGCGCUUUCAUAUCUAGAACAUAAAUCAAAGUUGAGGAAAACACAGCUCUAUCGUCCAGUGCAAAAAGAAGACCAUUUGUAUGAAAACAUCCAAUAUCACCUUCCUCAUGAACCAGAUGAAAAAUACAGUGAGGGCUCAGACAUGCAUAAGAAACCUCACAAUGCCACAAAGCCAGUCUCAGACCAAGAUGAUCCUAGAAGAACCGACAGGGAGCUGUCAAGUACGCUUUCCACUUUCAGAAAUUCCCAAAGCCCGGUCACAGAGCGGGCAUCAUCGCCUGCUGAAAUGGACAUGGAAGGAGACAUCAGCCCACGUUUUGAAAGUCCCAACAGUGUGCACUCCGGCACAGGCCCAGAUGAUGGUCCAAUAAAUUUGGAAGCUCUUCCGAGACACGACCUCUUUGUGGAACAGGAAAGGAGCGUAUUAAACCUUGGUGACUCUCCAGGACAUACACCGACGCAUUCUUCUGAAGGUCCUGCUGCAAAGGCGAAUAUGCCACGGCAUGAGGGACCGAAUAUGCCUCAACGAUUUGAUAGAUAUAAGAGUUCUCAAGCUCCCUAUGAUGGGGCACCUAGCCACAUCAGGGAGCCGCGGUUAGAUGGUCCGCCAAGACCUUAUACUCCUGCUCGAUAUGAAGGUAAUACGGGUGGAUUUGAUGGCUCGGGCGGUCAUGGACCAGUUAGGUUUCCUGGACCUCGAUUUGAUGCUCCUCGCUUAAGGUUCGAAAGACCACCAUUUCCCAAAACCCACGAAAGACCUGUGAGAUAUAACAACCCACCACAUAGACCAAUGAGGUAUGCAGAGCCUCAUAAUAUGGUGAGAUAUGGUGAACCUCAAGGCCCUGUUCAUUUCGAUCAUCCAAUGCAUCAAAACAGAUACGCGGCUCCUCCAAGGUUUGAUAAUCCCCCCAUGCCUGCGGGUACACCAGGAUAUGAUGAAUCAAGGUUUCAAGUUAGACCAAUGAAUUAUGAUGACCAGCAAGGUGCUGUUAGAUUCGAUAAUCCGACAGGUGGAAUGCCGUUUGAAAACCCACUGCAGUCGGAAUCAGUAAGAUUUGAUGUACCUCCAGCCAUGCCUAGAUAUGACCAACAAGGCCCCCCAAGAUUCUGUGGUCCAAACAUCCAAAAUCAGCUGAGACCACAGGAGCCGACGAUGUACGAUCAGUCACAAGGGCAAGGUCUUAUGAUGAACCCUGCCAUACCACCACCUAAUUUCAAUGUGCCGCCCAUGAACUCAUUCGGAGGCCCACCCCAGCAGUUCCCCAUGCAGCAGAGUAUUUCGCAAGCAUCAACCUUCAGUGUGCCAGGUGCAACGUCAUAUAGACCUCCGUUAUCUGGUCCAGGUGUUGCAAAUGUUCCUCAGCCUAUUAUGGGAGCUCCAAAUCAGCCCUUUAUACCACAAAACCAGCUACCAUUCCCACCUGCUCCCCAAUUUACACAGCCUGAGCCAUUUAGGCAAAUAGAUGUAAAUGACCUGUUCUCAAAACUUCUGCUCAAAGGAAUUAUAAAAGCUCCACAGACAGACACAACAGCUGCUGACUCCCCCUCAGCAAGUCAGACUAUGGCUGUGCCUGAAGAAGAGGAAGAGGAAGAACAGGAGGAGGAAGACAAUGUCCCGGACAUGACCAGCUUUGUUUUGGAUGACAUGAAACAGAGACACGACAGUGUGGUCACUAAACUGUAUACUGGAAUCCAGUGCUAUUCAUGUGGCAUGCGGUUUACAGCGUCUCAGACGGACAUCUAUGCUGAUCAUUUAGACUGGCAUUACAGACAGAACCGUUCUGAGAAGGACAUCAGUAGGAAAGUUACACAUCGGAGGUGGUACUACAGCCUGACGGAUUGGAUUGAAUUUGAGGAAAUUGCAGAUCUCGAGGAGAGGGCAAAAAGUCAGUUCUUUGAAAAGGUUCAUGAGGAGGUUGUACAGAAAACUCAGGAAGCUGCAAAAGAGAGAGAGUUCCAAAGCGUGAAGGCUGCUGCAGAUGUUGUCCAUGAGUUAUGUGAGAUUUGCCAGGAACAGUUUGAGAUGUACUGGGAGGAGGAAGAGGAGGAGUGGCAUCUGAGGAAUGCCAUCAGAGUUGAUGAAAAGACAUAUCAUCCAUCAUGUUACGAAGACUACAAAAAUACAUCCUCCUUUGUGGAUUGCACACCCUCGCCCAAUAAAAUGCUUACAGAAAACCCUUUAACAGCUUUCCUGAAGCAGGAGCAGGGCGAUGAGGAGACCUCAUGCUCCAGCAUUAAAGAAGAACCCACUGAGGACGGUACGGAUGCACCCACGGUAAAGGAGGAAGUUCAGGUUAAGUUAGAAGGAGAAUCAGAAACCAGUGCAAUUAUUUUCUAACUAUGCUGCUCUAAAGCCACCUCUUGUGGUCUUUUGUGUUUUUGUAAAGAAGGAUAUUUUUAUAUUCCAGAGCUCUGG